AUGCCAGCUCCUGUGAGGCCUGGCAGUCAGCGGUCCACAUUGGGCCACUCUGGUGGCCUACAAGUGACAUCUGGCCCGCUUGUAGGUCACCAUAGGCUGACUGGGGCCCAGGUCAAGACCUGGGUAGUUGAUAUGAAUCAACUGCCCGACUGUAAGGUCCAGCAGCUCCUCCGGGGGCUAGAGGUGCUGGGGACCUUCCAGCACCCCAACAUCCUGAGUCUCCUGGGCGUGGUGGAGGAGGCCCACUGCCUCCUUGUACUGGAGGAGCAGGCCCAGGGGCAGGACCUGGCCACACUCCUGCUCCAGCGCCCCGUCCUGGCCGAGGCCAAGGCCCGCAGCCUGCUGAGGCAGAUCACGUUCGCCGUCCAGUGCUGCCACCGCCGGGAUCUCAGCCUCGGGGACCUGAACACCCAGUAUGUGCUGGUGACGGAGGAGGGGAGAGUGAAGCUCUCGGUCGUGGAGGCGCUGAUGGGCAGUGUGGGGGUGGCUCUGGACGUGGCCUGGGGGCAGCCCGUCACCAUGGCGCCGGAAGUCCUGCUGGGGCAGCGCCCCUCAACGGCCAGUGACCUCUGGUGCCUGGGAGUCCUCCUCUACAAGAUGACUUUGGGAAACCUCCCCUUCCUGGGGAAAGACUACACCGUGGAGGAGGACAAAAUCCUUCGAGGGGCCCUCCACAUGCCCUAUUCCACCCCUUUUAUCUUACGCCACCUCCUCAGCAGACUACUCCACCAGGACCCCAGGCAGCGGGGCACCACCCAGGACAUCCUGAGGCACCCUUGGACCUCACACGUAGAAUUAGUUACGAUCAGAGUGAGGCCCAAAGGGUGCCCCCAGGAGGAGGAUGGUCCGAGGUGCCCCGCAGAAACUGGGUCUGCACUGGGGACUGCAAUACACAGUGAACCCACCAUCAACAGCUGGAGUUGGAAUGAAGAGGACACAGAGAUGGAGGCCGAGCUUGGCAUGGAGUCCCAAACCCCCACGCCAGAGCUGGGUAGCUGGAAUGAAGAGGACACAGAGAUGGAGGCCGAGCUUGGCAUGGAGUCCCAAACCCCCACAACAGAGCUGGGUAGCUGGAAUGAAGAGGACACAGAGAUGGAGGCCGAGCUUGGCAUGGAGUCCCAAACCCCCACACCAGAGCUGGGUAGCUGGAAUGAAGAGGACACAGAGAUGGAGGCCGAGCUUGGCAUGGAGUCCCAAACCCCCACGCCAGAGCUGGGUAGCUGGAAUGAAGAGGACACAGAGAUGGAGGCCGAGCUUGGCAUGGAGUCCCAAACCCCCACGCCAGAGCUGGGUAGCUGGAAUGAAGAGGACACAGAGAUGGAGGCCGAGCUUGGCAUGGAGUCCCAAACCCCCACGCCAGAGCUGGGUAGCUGGAAUGAAGAGGACACAGAGAUGGAGGCUGAGCUUGGCAUGGAGGCCCAAACCACCACCCCAAAGCUGGGAAGCAGCACUGAGGAAGACACUGAGACGGAGCCCCAGCCUGGGGUGGUGUCUUCACCAUCAGUCACCCCAGAAGACGGCAGCUCAGUCCUUACUCCUGCCUCAGAAAUUCCAGAUCCAGUGCCCCAGAGCUGCCCUCCCUCAUCACCUCCACCCAGCCACUCCAGCCUCACCCCUCCUCCAGAGGGGACCCUGCAAGUCUGGGAAGCAGCUGGGCAGCCUUCCAGAGCCACUGCAACACCCAGAUCCCGAAGGACAGAGCUCUGCAGAGCCAUAAGCAAUGAGGAAACGGAUGCCUCCCAUAGCUGGAAUCUGGGCAGGAUCCAGAAAGAGACCCUCUGUUAUGAAAUGAAACUAAACCCACUAGAUUUAUAUAAAACGUGGAAGAUCCCAAAUACCAAAAGCCAUUCUGAGGAAAAUGAACAAAAGUCAGGUGUCAAAUCACCCAACUGCAAAGUACACCCCAAAGCAACAGGGAUUGAAACAAUAUGCUAUUGGAUAGCCACACAGAUGGCUGGAACAGAACUGAGAGUCUGGAAGGAAACCCACACCAAUAGUGAUACUGAAUCUAAUCCAGAAGAGUCCUGGACAUAA
Molecule: messenger RNA, 2034 nt
Organism: Erinaceus europaeus (western European hedgehog)
Lineage: Eukaryota; Metazoa; Chordata; Mammalia; Eulipotyphla; Erinaceidae
Product: sperm motility kinase X-like
Exons: 4
Coding region: 1-2034 (677 amino acids)
Biological process (GO): protein phosphorylation; intracellular signal transduction
Cellular component (GO): cytoplasm
Molecular function (GO): ATP binding; protein serine/threonine kinase activity
Source: RefSeq, a predicted model, not a curated record